CGCCCUCUAAAGUCUAAACCUCACCUUAUUAGGCCCUUUGUUUACACACACAUCACACACUACAUUCCCUCCCCCUCAAAAUCACAAUAUACCACUUCCAUUUUCCUCGGAUUUGAUUGAGCAAAAAAACCAUUUCUUCACUAGUCACAAAUGAACUUAAAUCCUUCCCCUUCUCAAUUUUCGAUGCACCAAAUUACUUGUCAUGGCAAUGAUCGUGAGCAACCCUUUGUCCCAAAUCGAUCCUCUUCCGUUUCUUGCCAUUUUUUGUUUGAUCCGACGCACGAUCACACAGGAUUCUACGAUCAUCACCAACUAUACCAAUCCACUCAUCAUUUAACGAACUAUGGAUCAGCGUAUGAGGCGAAGUUCGCAGGCGAAAGCGGCCUCAAGUUAACCCUAUGGAAGGAAGAAAAUGAUGAGCUUCAAAUUAGCAGGAACAGUAGUAGUAACCCUAUGAGAUGGAUGUCGUCAAAAAUGAGGGUGAUGCAGAAGAAUAUGAAGAAGACGAACUGUGAUCGCGCUUCUGAUAAAACAACGAAGAGAAGCAACAGCUUCUCUUACAACAACAGUCCAAUUAGGGUUUGCUCGGACUGCAACACUACCAAGACCCCUCUAUGGAGAAGUGGUCCCAAAGGCCCUAAGUUGUUAUGCAACGCAUGUGGUAUCAGACAGAGGAAAGCUAGGCGCGCCAUGGCCGCAAUGGCGCCAGUGACGUACAAAGGGGAGAACGGGCACACCGCGUCGCAGCUGAAGAAACGCUGCAAGACGGCGGCUACCGCGGGUGGAAAUGGGCAUAAGCGGAUUAGUUUUGAAGAUUUCUUAAUAAAUUUAAGCGAUAAUUUGGCGUUAAACAGAGUGUUACCAGACGACGAGAAGGAUGCUGCGAUCUUGCUCAUGGCUCUAUCAUCUGGCCUUGUUAAUUAAUGAUUGAUUUUUUUUUAUAUUCAAAUUUGGCUUAGGUUUUUAUUUUUGUCUCUUGAUGGAGGUAAUUUAGUAGAUUAGGGUUAAUGUAAGAGAGUGCUCUACUUGUAUUGUUAUGGAUCGAUUUUUAUUAGGAGAUCGAGUGAGAUUUUUUUA
Messenger RNA from Salvia hispanica, 1077 nucleotides. Its product is annotated as putative GATA transcription factor 22. Gene Ontology annotation, molecular function: zinc ion binding; sequence-specific DNA binding. Gene Ontology annotation, biological process: regulation of DNA-templated transcription. The record is from RefSeq and is a predicted model, not a curated record. NCBI's taxonomy places the organism in Eukaryota, Viridiplantae, Streptophyta, Magnoliopsida, Lamiales, Lamiaceae.